CUGAGCGACUGUGUUCGUGGGAACCGGCAACAAACCCUGCUACUGAACGACAACUUUAGAUUUGGCAUCGUUUUCAUUCGACAGUUUGCAACAGGUUUUUUCUUUUUUUUGCUUCGAAACAAAAUCUCAAGUAUUGCCUCUUUUUUCCCCCAGCGGAGUGUAUUGAUCGUGAUCGGCUGCAGACGGUGAUGGCUGGCUGAUGCCUCAGGCGCUGUCUUGACCACGUUUGUCACCUUGAGCAUCCAAUCCGGAAGACAAAAACAAAACACUGUGGAUGUCUUGAAUCAUGAGUGUCCUGGGACCUCAGUCGAGGCAGGCCAAUGGGGUGGCCAGAUCGGACAGCAAGAUCAGCGCCAAGGCCCUCUACGAACAGCGGAAAAAAUACUCCAACUCCAAUAUCAUCAUGCACGAGACGUCACAGUAUCAUGUCGAGCAUCUCUCCACCUUCAUCAUGGACAAGACAGAGUCCAUUGCCACGGUGGACGAUGCCAUCAAGAAACUCGCCCUUUUGGAUUCAAAAGACAAGAUCUGGACUCAGGAGAUGCUCCUGCAGGUCAGCGACAAGGCGGUCCGGCUGCUGGACUGUGACACACAGGAAGAGUUGGAGAACUUCCCUCUGGCUACGAUCCACCUGUGUCAGACGGUGCUCAAUCAGACACGCUAUCCCUCCGUGCUGCUGCUCGUGUGUCAGGACAACGAGCAGCACAAGCCUGACAUCCACUUCUUCCACUGUGACGAGGUGGAGGCUGAGAUGGUUCAUGCGGACAUCGACAGCGCCCUUGGAGACAAGAAGCAUGGAAAGAAAAUGAGGCCUCAGACCUUGAAGGUGAACCAGGAGAAAAUGAAGCGUCACAGAGAGACUAUUAUCCCUCCCUCUGCCCUUAAGGGCCCAGCCCCUGGUGGAAAGGGGCGAGUGGCUGCCACCAACAUGCAGGAUGUGGAGAGACGCACCUCGGGACAGAGCGACACCGAGUCCCAUGAAAAGCUGGCCCAGCGCAUCGAGAAAGACGUGCAAAUCCUCAACUGUGCCCUAGACGACAUAGAAAUUUUUGUGGCGCAGCUGCAGAAGGCAGCAGAGGCCUUCUCCCAGCUCAACCAGCGCAACAAGAGUAAGAAGAAUAAGAAGAAAGGACCAGCAGAGGGCAUGCUGACCCUGCGAGCCAAGCCCCCCUCUGAAGCAGAGUUCAUUGAUAGCCUGCAGAAACUGAAACUGGCCUUCAACCUCUUGGCCAAACUGAAGAAACACAUACAGAAUCCAAGUGCAUCUGAGCUGGUUCAUUUCCUCUUUGGACCUUUGGAGCUGGUGCUGCAGAGCUGCGGGAGUCCUGAACUGGUACGUUCAGUCAUCUCCCCACACCUGUCCAAAGAUGCCGUAGACUUCCUCAGGGGACAUCUCACCCCUAAAGAGAUGACUAUCUUCGAGCUGCUGGGGGAUGGAUGGACCAAACCGAGAGCUGACUGGCCCAGGGACCAAUGCGCUCCCCUUUACUACCCCAAGUUCCGUAACGGCUGGGAGCCUCCGGUCGACCUCUUCAGGCUGUCCCCGUGGGAGACAGAGGGACCAUCAGGGCCGCCGAUGUCCCCCACUAGCCCCAAUUACAAGAAACACUCGGCUGAGGAGUUUUAUGGAACUCAUUCCUCAAACUCCUCAAAUGGGUCUUAUAAUGGGGUGCCCUCCGCCCGCAAAUAUGCCAAGAUUCGCUACCACUUUGUUGCCCGCAAUGCCAAUGAGCUGUCUGUGCUGCAGGAUGAAGUGCUAGAGGUGAUAGAGGACAACAAACAGUGGUGGAAACUCCGGAAUCGCAGCGGCCAGGCAGGCUACGUCCCAUUCAACAUCCUGGAUGUGGUGAAGCUGGAGGAGCCAGAUAGCACCUGCAGCCAGUCUGGGCAACCCUUCAGAGGGACGUCACCUUCCAGCCCUGUGGGCCACGGGGACUUCGGCAUGGGUAGACAGAAAGAUAAAAUGCUGUUUCACCAGAUGGAUGAGGUCAACGAUGAGCUUUUAAAGAGAAUCACCACAAACAAGAGCCAGCCUCCUCCCAGGAACUACCGUGUGGAGCGCACAGCCGGCAGCCAAAUACCACUCACCUUCGACUCCAACCCACAGCAAGUCACCACGUGGCUCAGCGCCAAGGGAUUCUCAAAACCGACGGUAGAUUGUCUGGGCAUCCUGACCGGAGCCCAACUCUUUUCCCUCAACAAAGAAGAACUCAAGGCCGUGUGUGGAGACGAAGGCGCUCGCGUCUACAGUCAGAUCACUGUGCAGAAAGCAGAGCUAGAGCACAACAGCGGGGUCUCAGAGCUCCAGGUGGUCAUGAAUCGGAGGCUAAAGAGUAUCGACUCAAGCAGCAAGGACUGAACUCCAGCCACAGCCCUGCAUGCCGACCUCCGCCUGGCCAGCACGACUUUUUCAAACAGUCUACUGCUAACUUUGGCAUACAGUAGAAGAUGCUGAAAUGUCGUCGUAUAAGUUUUUCAAUUGUAUAUUUAUUUUAUAUCCAUGAAUAUGUAUGUAUUCAAUUGUUUUCUCAGCUAAUUAUGUCACUUUUAUCUUAUUACUUUAACUGUCUUAAAGAAAUGCUUGUUAUGCGAACAGAGGAACAUAUGAAUUUAUGUACAGUUUUUUGUGUGUGUAUGUAUGUGUGCGAGUGUGUUUGCAUGGCAUGCAUGUAACGUGUGUGUGUAUAUACAGUUCAUAUUCAGUUUCAAUAUUGCAGCUGUUUACUAAACGCCUUCGUAAAUGACUAGACCUUUGCUUUACCUAAAUGUCUGUGCCAGAAUGUAUGACACAUUUUCUGAUAUGUAGCCAAUUAUUUUCCUAUUAUUCUGUUGACAGAUCCUUCAAUAAACAUCAUGGUCUCAAAAUGUGCUACUCAUAGCUAGUAUUAGUGGAAGUCUCAUUAUAUUUGGUAGACUGUGAUCAGCCACAUCAAAUAAUGAAGUAAUUAGCUCUAUCUUUUUAUUAAUAAUCAGAAUUUGCUCACUUCAGACAUUCUGGCAAGCUCCCACCACAAUGUAAAGAAAAUAAUUUUGCAUGAACUCAUUGUCAAUAACAGUCUCACAAUAAUGCUGUGCUUUUAAUAAUGUGCUUUUUUGCAGCAUGGAAUCUUACAAUGUAAUCUGCACACAGGCAUGAAGGUAUACCAAUACAAUACCUUCUGUUCUUGGUCAGAAUAAAAGUUGUGUAUGUGUGUGUGUGCGUGUGUGUGUGUGUGUGUGUGUGUGUGUGUGUUAUUCUAAAAGGUAUGUUAUUCUGAAAGAUAAAGUCAGGGGUUGUAAAUAUUAAUGGGCAAAGAGAAAAUUCA
Molecule: messenger RNA, 3305 nt
Organism: Myripristis murdjan (pinecone soldierfish)
Lineage: Eukaryota; Metazoa; Chordata; Actinopteri; Holocentriformes; Holocentridae
Gene: eps8l2
Product: EPS8 signaling adaptor L2
Exons: 21
Coding region: 287-2359 (690 amino acids)
Biological process (GO): Rho protein signal transduction; positive regulation of ruffle assembly; regulation of Rho protein signal transduction
Cellular component (GO): vesicle; ruffle membrane; plasma membrane
Molecular function (GO): actin binding
Source: RefSeq, a predicted model, not a curated record